Molecule: messenger RNA, 1906 nt
Organism: Sinocyclocheilus grahami
Lineage: Eukaryota; Metazoa; Chordata; Actinopteri; Cypriniformes; Cyprinidae
Product: hippocalcin-like protein 1
Exons: 5
Coding region: 319-900 (193 amino acids)
Molecular function (GO): calcium ion binding
Source: RefSeq, a predicted model, not a curated record
AUCCACGAGUCCCCCCUACAGUCUAGUGGUGGUCUCGUCCAUUGUCAGCGGAGCAGAGCUGUGUGUGUGGUGUCAGGUCUCUCGCGCAAUGAUGAGGUUUCAAGUGCUCCUUUGAGAUGUUGGGAGUCUGUAGAAUAUUCUGCAAUUUGUAACUUUUUCGCUUCGCUUUUAUCACAACAACAUUCCAACUUUUAGUCUACAAGAUCGACCGGACCCGACGGACCAAGACUACAGCUGACAAAUUGGGGGACAUAUCAGCUCUGUCAUUUUCUUAGAGGGAGCAGCAAGGAUCUGGGAACCGUCUGUGAGAGAGUCGUCAUGGGUAAACAGAACAGCAAGUUGCGACCCGAGGUUCUCAAUGACCUGCGGGAGAACACGGAGUUCACGGACCACGAGCUGCAGGAGUGGUACCGUGGCUUCCUGAAGGACUGCCCGUCUGGCCAUCUCACGGUAGAGGAAUUCAAGAAGAUCUACGCCAAUUUCUUCCCCUACGGCGAUGCUUCGAAGUUCGCAGAGCACGUCUUCCGCACCUUUGACACCAACGGCGACGCCACCAUCGACUUCCGGGAGUUCAUUAUCGCCCUGAGCGUGACCUCGCGCGGAGGCCUGGAGCAGAAGCUCCGCUGGGCCUUCAGCAUGUACGAUCUGGACGGCAACGGAUACAUCAGCCGAGCUGAAAUGCUGGAGAUCGUACAGGCGAUUUAUAAAAUGGUGUCAUCUGUGAUGAAGAUGCCUGAGGACGAGUCGACACCAGAGAAACGCACAGAUAAGAUAUUCCGACAGAUGGAUACGGACAACGAUGGCAGACUCUCUCUGGAGGAAUUCAUCAAAGGUGCCAAGAGUGACCCCUCUAUUGUCAGACUACUGCAGUCUGACCAAAGCACCUCUCGACAGUUAUGAAUACAGAUCUUAAAAGCAGCUGACAGGAAACCACUCACAUGCACACUGAAAAGGCAAGAUUUAAUUAGAAAAGUAGUUUGUGGUAUUAAUGAAACACAUAUCUUUUCUGCUUAAAAAGUUUCUGUUAAUGGGUGGUUACCUUUUUAAUCAGUAUUCCAGCCUGGUUUUGGAAUUGGUAUUGUUGAGUUGUCAUAAUGUCUGGGAAUUGUCAGAAUUUUUAAAGAACCCUUAAAAUCAACUGGCAAAAUUCAGGUAUUUACAGAUAUUUAUAAUUUAAAACUUAUUCUUUCGAUUAUUGGUUGCGUUAAUAAAAAAAAAAAGCAUGAAACUUGCAUGAAUCUGUAAAAUGGUCAAGUGACUUCAAAGUGUCUUUAAGAGAUGACCUAAAAAUAAUUAUAUUUUCACAAUUGUUUGCAUUCCACUCAACGCAGUAAAUGAUUAAUCAGUAGCAUGUGAAAAUUUCUAGACUGGCUAUUUGGCAAAAAGAUGAAGUUCUGCUUGUAAAUAUUCCAUUUAUUUGGCAUUCAUUCCAAAAAUCUAUCUCAGAUAGCUCCAGAGAACUAUGUGCAUGCUUUUGGCAUGUUCUAAACAUAGUAUUUGUACUAGCUGUUCUUUGUUGAAAGUUGGGUUUUAUACAUCAUGUGGUCUAGCUGCAUUCGGAGCGGCCUGCUGUCCUGCCAAUUAUGAUCAUUUUGAAACAUCAGACGGUCUGUGUUCUACUUUAUUUUAGAAGGAAAGUAUUGCUUCUUUAACUGUGUAACAGAACAUGCCAACAGUUUGGUGUCAGUAAGAGUUUUUUUUUUAAUUAAGGAUGCGUUAAAUUGAUCAAAAGUGAUAGUAAACACGCUUGCUUUGUUACAAUUGUUAGAUUUCUAUUUCAAAUAAAUGCUGUUCUUUCCAACUUUCUGUACAUCAGAGAACCCUGAGAAAUAUGUAUCAUGCUUUACAAAAAAUAUUAAGAUGUUUCUUGAGCAGCAAAUCAGUUUCAGGGUUUGAAAGAUCAUGU